AUGACCGAUACUAUUGCAUCAACCGGCCUUGACAGAGACGCUGCCUUCUCCUUUGGCCCCUUCUUGGUCGGAAUAAUCAUUCAGCAAGCAUUGUUUGGCAUGGUCGCUCUGGAGAUUUACCAUUACUUCGGUGGCCCUAUGCGAUCCGACCUGGUGGUCAAUAAAACCAUUGUUACGGUGCUUUUCAUCCUCAACGCAGCACUAGAAGGCUUUGAUUUCCAUGUGAUUUUUCGAACUGGGGUCCUUCAUUUUGGACAACCCGUCUACAUCGACAUCCAGUCAUGGACGAUGUGGAUGGAGCCCUGUCUGACUGCUAGUACAGGUUUUACCGCCCAAACGUUCUUCCUUGCCAGUUUCAAAGUCAUCAUACUUACAAUCUUCGGUCACAGGUAUUGGCUCUUAACCAGAGCUCGAGGGAUCGUUGUUUGCUUGGGGAUACCGGGCACUCUCAUACUGCAUCUACUUGGUUCUGGAACUCCGGAACGUCUUACGAGUACAGCCCCUGUAGUGCAACGGCUCAUCCAUAUGUCUAUUGAGACGAGCGGGCUAACAGCUUUUCUCAGGGCCUUAAAUCUUGUCUUGUUCCUAUGUCUCCCUAAGGCAACACUUCAUCUGCUGGUACAAUUUUCGAUGGCAAGAGUAUAUACCCUAACGGUGCUAAUGACCCUGUCAGCUCAGAGCUCUCUGCGAGCUUCUCUUUCAAAUGAUAAUGAUGUCUCGCUUUCCUGUCGUCACGAGGCUGCCGUUAUCCAAGCAACGACUGGCUCCUCCCUUGGUGAUACUCUUCAUGAGGCUGAUGCCGAUUCAGAGAUGCAGGACUUGAGUUGCUGCCUCACUGUGAAGAACGAGAUCCAGGAAACGGAUGUGGCUGAUCCCAAGACAUCCGCUGUUUGA
Desarmillaria tabescens is the source of this 894-nucleotide messenger RNA. RefSeq lists its product as uncharacterized. The record is from RefSeq and is a predicted model, not a curated record. Bases 1 to 894 code for a protein of 297 amino acids. The transcript is spliced from 8 exons. Lineage: Eukaryota; Fungi; Basidiomycota; Agaricomycetes; Agaricales; Physalacriaceae.